This is a messenger RNA of Mandrillus leucophaeus (drill), 1041 nucleotides long. It is a transcript of the gene SHISA2, whose product is annotated as shisa family member 2. Bases 1 to 969 code for a protein of 322 amino acids. The record is from RefSeq and is a predicted model, not a curated record. NCBI's taxonomy places the organism in Eukaryota, Metazoa, Chordata, Mammalia, Primates, Cercopithecidae. The transcript is spliced from 3 exons.
AUGUUGGACGGAGGCACUUUCCUGCUGGACUCCGAUAAAUCACCACACCCAAAUAUAGAAAGAAAAAGGGACACAGAUCAUCCAGACCGUGGCCGAAUGUGUGACAUCUUUGCGGAACUGUCUCCGUUCCACCUUGUGGCGGAGGCCUCCAGCCCCCCAGACACAGCCCCAGGCGUGUCUCCGUGUCUUAGGGGUACCCGAGAAGACGGUGAGGGUGCGCCCCCGCCCGUGAGGGCCUGGCAGACGUCCUUCCCGGAAGGCUCCCCGAAAAGAAGGCAGGUCCUCAGAGCUUUCCCGGGGGCUGCUGCCCUGUGCCAGACCCCGCGGAUUCCCAUCUUCUCCACGCGGCGGCCCCUCUCCCCUGCAGCGGCCCGCCUCUGGGGUUUCUGGACUUUUCCUUACCACGUCAGACUUAUGCCCAUCUACGUGCCGUUCCUCAUCGUUGGCUCUGUGUUUGUCGCCUUUAUCAUCUUGGGGUCCCUGGUGGCAGCCUGUUGCUGCAGAUGUCUCCGGCCUAAGCAGGAUCCCCAACAGAGCCGAGCCCCAGGGGGUAACCGCUUGAUGGAGACCAUCCCCAUGAUCCCCAGUGCCAGCACCUCCCGGGGGUCGUCCUCACGCCAGUCCAGCACAGCUGCCAGUUCCAGCUCCAGCGCCAACUCGGGGGCCCGGGCGCCCCCAACAAGGUCACAGACCAACUGUUGCUUGCCGGAAGGGACCAUGAACAAUGUGUAUGUCAACAUGCCCACGAAUUUCUCGGUGCUGAACUGUCAGCAGGCCACCCAGAUUGUGCCACAUCAAGGGCAGUAUCUGCAUCCCCCAUACGUGGGGUACACGGUGCAGCAUGACUCUGUGCCCAUGACUGCUGUGCCACCUUUCAUGGACGGCCUGCAGCCUGGCUACAGGCAGAUUCAGUCCCCCUUCCCUCACACCAACAGUGAACAGAAGAUGUACCCAGCGGUGACUGUAUAACGCAGAGUCACUGGCGGGUUCCUUUACUGAAGGGAGAGGAAGGCAGGGGUGGGUUCUCCAGGUGGAAGUCCG